Molecule: messenger RNA, 1395 nt
Organism: Xyrauchen texanus (razorback sucker)
Lineage: Eukaryota; Metazoa; Chordata; Actinopteri; Cypriniformes; Catostomidae
Gene: abhd6b
Product: abhydrolase domain containing 6, acylglycerol lipase b
Exons: 8
Coding region: 10-1029 (339 amino acids)
Source: RefSeq, a predicted model, not a curated record
AGGGUUGCCAUGGAUAUGGAUAUGGUGAAUAUGUUUGCGAUUGCUGCAGGGACUCUUGCGAUCCCUCUCCUUCUAUUCAUGGCCUCCUUCAUGCUGUGGCCAUCAUCACUCAUCAAAUUCUAUUACUGGUACUGGAGGCGAACACUGGGUCUACAGGUGCGCUAUGCAGACUGUGGGGGUUAUCGCUUCUGUUACUCAUACCGGGGAAAACCAGGCCUCAGGCCCUCUAUACUCAUGCUGCAUGGCUUCUCUGCUCACAAGGACACAUGGCUCCCGAUGGUGAAGUACCUUCCCAAACAUCUUCACCUGCUGUGUGUUGACAUGCCAGGACAUGAGGGUACAACACGUUCCAACACAGAUGACUAUUCAAUCCAGGGCCAGGCCAAGAGAAUACAACAGUUUGUAGUGGCCAUUAAACUUAACCGAAAACCCUUCCAUCUGGUGGGCGCUUCAAUGGGUGGGACAGUAGCAGGCGUGUAUGCAGCCUGCUAUCCUUCAGAUCUUUGCAGUAUCACCCUAAUCUGUCCAGCCGGUCUGAAGAACCAAAAUGAGAGCAAGUUUGACAGUCAGAUGCAUGAUGUGGAGAACAGCCAGUACAGGAUGAACAUUCCACUUAUUCCCUCCACCCCAGAGGAGAUGGAGGAAAUGCUGAAACUCUGCUCUCAUGUGCGCUUCAGAGUACCUCAACAGAUUAUCCAAGGACUGCUGGAUGUACAGCUUCCACACAAUGACUUUUAUCAUGAGGUGUUUAUGGAAAUUAUGAGAGAACAUUCUAAAUAUGCCUUACAUGAGCAUAUACAGCAAAUAACUACGCCUUUGCAAAUCAUCUGGGGCAAACAGGACCAGGUAGUGGAUGUGUCUGGAGCAGCUUUACUUGCGGAGGCUCUUCCAGGCUGUCGUGUUGAUUUACUGGAGAACUGUGGCCAUUCUGUGGUUAUGGAGCGACCACGUCAGACAGCCAAACUUAUUUUAGAUUUCAUCAUCUCACAGCAGAGCACAGCGAGUGCAAGCACCAAGAAGAAAUCCUGAGAUGUCUAUUGAGUUGUAUAUUGUGUGAUAUUUGUCUUUAAAGCACUAGUCUUAAAGUCAUGAUAGUCUACACACUAUAUAGACCAACAUUGCUUUUUGUUUCCUAGUUUUUUAUUAUUCACUAUUUAGUUAAAAUGUAAAGACAUACAUUAAACAAGGUUGCACAAUAAUACGUAUACAACAGUAUAUGUCAAACUUAGUGAUUCAUAUUAGAAAAACAAUAUUCAUCAGCAAUUGAUCUUAAUGAUCAAUUACAAAAACUGAUCACCCUAACAAAACAUUAUUGUGGAGAGAGAUGGUUUCAGAUGGUAAUACCAUGGGACUUUUAUAAAUAACAAAGAACUGAAUAUUAAUAUGCCAUGGUAU